This is a messenger RNA of Anopheles gambiae (African malaria mosquito), 4802 nucleotides long. RefSeq names its product protein Mo25. Gene Ontology annotation, biological process: intracellular signal transduction. Gene Ontology annotation, molecular function: protein serine/threonine kinase activator activity. The record is from RefSeq and is a predicted model, not a curated record. The transcript has 7 exons. The coding region runs from base 548 to 1558 and encodes 336 amino acids. NCBI's taxonomy places the organism in Eukaryota, Metazoa, Arthropoda, Insecta, Diptera, Culicidae.
AGACGUUUCUGGUUAUUCUAUCGGUCGGUGUGCGGCAGCCAGGAACGAACCCAAAAGCCAGCGAAACAGUGUCGUGCAUGUGUCGCCCUGAUCCGGUCCACACUGACGGGGUGAUUUCCCUGCUUCCCGUCGCUCGGCAGGCCAAUUUCCAGCGAGCAGUCUCAGCAAUCAUCUCUCUGCCACCAAAUCUUUCCCAAAAGACCCGUCCGUCAGCGUUGCCUCGAUAAACCUUGCCAGUGGGAUUUUACAAACGUUUUUGUGCCUUCUUUUUGCAGCAUUCAAAAAAAAAAAUCGCUCAUCCCUAUCAAACACAAAUAGUGCUUAGUGCGUGAAACGUGGUUGUCGUGUGUGUGCGUGCGGUUUUAUUGUUGUGCAUUGAACACGAGUGGACGCAGAUCAUUACUGCGCCGAAAACGUGCGCGCAACAGCACACUCGUGUGAGUCUGUUAGUGAUUUCUGGUUCGGCGGUGCGUUGCUUGGGCUGCUCGGGAGGAGGCUUCGUGAACGUGAACGUUUCGGCCAUCGUGAAACAGCCACUCGCACCGAGAUGCCCCUGUUCGGCAAGUCGCAGAAAAGCCCCCAGGAGCUGGUGAAGGCACUGAAGGAGGCGGUCAACUCGCUGGAGCGCGGCGACAAGAAGGCUGAAAAGGCGCAGGAAGAUGUCAGCAAGAAUUUGGUGUUGAUCAAAAACAUGCUCUACGGUACGUCCGAUGCCGAACCGCAAACCGAAAUCGUCGUUUCCCAGCUGGCCCACGAGCUGUACAGCACCAACCUGCUGCUGCUUCUGAUACAGAACCUGAACCGCAUCGACUUCGAGGGCAAGAAGGACGUGGCACAGAUCUUCAACAAUGUGCUCAGACGACAGAUCGGCACCCGCUCGCCGACGGUGGAAUACAUCUGCACAAAGCCCGAAAUUCUGUUCACGCUGAUGGCUGGGUACGAGCAUCAGGAGAUCGCGCUGAACUGCGGUACCAUGCUGCGCGAGUGCGCCCGUUACGAGGCGCUCGCCAAGAUCAUGCUGCACUCGGACGAGUUCUUCAACUUCUUCCGCUACGUCGAGGUGUCCACGUUCGAUAUUGCGUCCGAUGCAUUCUCCACCUUCAAGGAGCUGCUCACCCGCCACAAGAUCCUGUGCGCGGAGUUCCUUGAGCAGAACUACGACAAGGUGUUCAACCACUACGAGCAUCUGCUCAACUCGGAAAACUACGUGACGCGGCGGCAAAGCCUUAAGCUGCUCGGCGAGCUGCUGCUCGACCGGCACAACUUCACGGUCAUGACGAAGUACAUCUCCAACCCGGACAACCUGAAGCUGAUGAUGAACAUGCUCAAGGAGAAGUCGCGCAACAUCCAGUUCGAGGCGUUCCACGUGUUCAAGGUGUUUGUCGCGAACCCGAACAAACCGAAACCGAUCCUGGACAUACUGCUGCGCAACCAGGAAAAGCUGGUCGACUUUCUGACCCGCUUCCACACCGACCGCUCGGAGGACGAACAGUUCAACGACGAGAAGGCUUACCUGAUCAAGCAGAUCAAGGAGCUAAAGCCGGCCCCGGAUCAAUAGUCGUGCCGCGCCGACAUUGCCACCCGCUCAUCCGCAACCGUUAGCGAAACCGUCGGCAGCGUCGUCGUCGCCGCCGCCGCCCUUCGGUCGUAAUAGUGUCCAGCGCGUAGUGGCUGGAUCCUGUUCUUCGACCGUGCUCUGCAAGGAGAAGCAAAAAAAAAAUACCCCAGCGUCACCCCUUGUGUCCGCCUCUCCAGUGUCGAACACGUGCACUUGACUCGGACUGAACGUUUGGUGCCCAGACGAAAGAACAGCCAAACCGAGCGGUACUAGCGCCCACAACACACACACACACACAUACAAAUUCCUCAUAAACAAACACACACAUACACACACACGCACACAUACAAAUUCCUCAUAAACAAACACACACACGCACACAAGCAGAAACACACGAAACUAGACAAAAUAGUCAUAGCGAAGCGUAAACGAACGAAUAGCAAAAAAAACGAUAAUAUAGGUCGAUACCGAGAGAGAGAGAGAGAGAGAGAGAGAGAGAGAGAGAGAGAGAGAGAGAGAGAGAGAGAGAGAGAGAGAGAGAACGAGAAGAAUGGUGCGAAUGGGGUCACCAUCUUUAGCGAAGGCAUACGAAAUCAAUCGAAAAAGGAAGGUAGAUUAUCAUAUGAGGCAGGGGACGCACGCACGCACCCACGGUUUGUAGCGGUUUAUAUUUUUCUGUUUUGGCUUUUUUUUUUUCUUAGAGCGACGCAGAUUUUGGUCACGUCCAGCUCGUCUCCAGCUUAAAAUUGGCAAUUAGAAUUAGGUCUAAAAGUACGACUUAUGUUUUGUCCCAUGUGCACCCGUAGCUCAAUGCAAUUAAUCCACGCACUUUCUCACUACCCACUCUCAAUUGAACGUUUACUUGUGGUUUAUGUUGUGUGUUUAGUUUUUAUUUUAUAUUUAAUUUACUCUCUGUCCCUAUCGGUAUGCUCCAUGUAAUGCAUACCCACAUGCAUAUUUCAAUGUUUCCGUGUUUUUUUUUGUUCUUUUUCGUUUGUUUUUUUUUGUUUUGCUCGUACUAGUACGUUAAAGUGUUAGCCGGUUUUUUUUUCAAACAUGCUGAUUGUGGGGCAUGUACAGCUUUAGGCAUUAUUAUUGCGCGGAAAGCUUGAAGUGGAAAGGAAGGGAGCGCGAGAGCGACAGAAGAGCGGGACAAAAGUUAUCCGAUACAUAGUGUUAGAUAAAGAUAUAUAUUGUAAAUAAUUCUAUUCCACUUAUAUGUUGGCCCACGGUUCGCCGUUUGACGCGAUUGACCAGUAAAAAAAAGAAAAUUCGAGUGCGCAAACAAGGGCCUCGCAAUUGCAAUCGCAUCAUAAGCUCUGCUCCCCCUUUGUGCUCAAAUGUGGCGCUCGGUUCAAGGUAAUUGGUAGGGUUUUGCAAUAAGCGUAUUUUUCUUUUGCAUCCCUCCGCAACAACGGCAGAGAAGUGGAGUCGACCCCAACCAGCAAUGACAGUGUGAUGAUGGCCAACGUAGCGUUUGCGAAAAGAGGUAGGCUUUGGUCCCCUUGGCUAGUUUAAUAGGUUACCGAUGAAGAUUCGGUUUACUUUUCUCAACCCGAAACAAAACGCCAAAACUGUAAAUGCGAACGAUUUUGCCACCAGCACCGGAUCUACCAACAAUAAGCAAUACGAUAGCACUGGAUGAUAGAAACACUAAGGGACGCCAAAAAUCACGAAAAUUUUGUAUAAUGUUUGUUUCUUUCCUAUACACACAACAACAGCAACAGAAAAAAAACCAUAAACAAAUCUACCUGUUGUAUGGAAGUGCGUUUGAAAAUGCGUCAAAAUCCAACGGUCACAGUCGGGUUUUGGUUGAAGAGGUUUUGUUUGCUUUUUGCUGGAAAGCUUAUUAAAUGCGUACUGUGAACGUAGUCCCGCUCCCCGCCCCCCCUCCCAACACAUAAUUUCUAAUCAUUAUUACAAAAGAAACAAAAUGCGGCAUUGCACGUACAUACGAAGACCGAAUGGUGAAAGGUGGGGAAAGGCAGCGGGAAAACAAGGGAGAGCGAAGAAACCGAGUAGCAUAGUAGCGCGGCAUUAAGAAAAGUGGGUAUAGUAGAGUCAUAGGAUUUUAAAAGCAAAGGAAAAAGCAUAAAUAGACUGUGUCUUAUAUUAGCGUGAACAAAAUUAGACGAUAAAUCCAUACUACCUUCUCCACUCUCACCCCCCCACUGGUCUCCAUCUUCCCGCCCUUCCGGGGGCUGUUAUUUUAAGCUGCCUCUCUAAUCAAAACACGCGCCAUCCGCCAAUCACAUACCCGCUCACGGGUAACGAACGUGUUAGUACGUUCCGCACGAUUCGGUUAUUCGAAAUUUUAGCAAAACUCAUAACUCCCAACCUGAUCAUCCACUCGUUUCAGUUGUCAAAUUUGAUGCAAAAAAUGUGUAAUGUUUUCGGGCUUGUUUUGUAUUUUAUUUUACAUUUUGAGUAGUUUAUUUUGUUUUUUUUUUUGUUCAGCUUGCCCUCGGUGGUUAAGCUGUAGCUUGCCUGUAGUCGCUUGUCAGAUUGUUUAAACCCAUCCAAAUUUGGUUGGCAGCCGCAACCCUCCAACCCGGAAAUAGUAGCAACCUUCACUGCUGUAUCAGCUGUUCGGUUUACGAUCAUUAGGGCGUGUACCGUAUGUGCAUGCUUGUCAUUUAUGAGAUUUCUCACUCCGUUUCCGAGCGGAAAUGGUGGACAUUGUUUAAUGCAGAAACAUAAUUAUUUAAUAAAAAUCUUUCUUUCCUACGGUGGGGAGACCAACAUUAAAAAAGAGCAGUGGUAAAAUCAGUUCACUUUAGACUGCAAAAGCAUAUAUGAGAAACGUUUGGUCUAGCGAGCGCAACCAACCAAGAGAUUGGCAAGUGCAGCAGAGUGCAAAUACAGUAAUACGUGCACAUCAUAACGGAGAUUUCCUUGGAUACCUGGAUACGAGAGAGAGCUAAACCCUCCAUUUCAACGCAGAAAUUUCUAAACCAAUGGCUGCUAGAAAAGAAAAAAAGUGUAUUGAUUUAAUCCUCUAACUAUGUUAUUCAACAAAUAAUUUGUGCUUGUUUGGAUCGAUGAAAUGAUAGGAAGCGUUAGAAAUAUUCAAAUACAAACAUUUUUGCCAAACACCAUAGGUAACAACAAAAAAAAAAAAACACAUUAACAUUUAUAAGAUUUUUUUCCACAUCCUUGGGUUACUUUUUCUUAUCCAGGUUUCGAUGUAUUUAAUUUUUUAAAUAUUCAAAUAAAUCUCCCACUGGCGCUUAGGCAUAAAGUU